Prosopis cineraria is the source of this 1105-nucleotide messenger RNA. RefSeq names its product multiple organellar RNA editing factor 3, mitochondrial. Bases 78 to 839 code for a protein of 253 amino acids. The transcript has 4 exons. The record is from RefSeq and is a predicted model, not a curated record. Gene Ontology annotation, cellular component: mitochondrion. NCBI's taxonomy places the organism in Eukaryota, Viridiplantae, Streptophyta, Magnoliopsida, Fabales, Fabaceae. Gene Ontology annotation, biological process: cytidine to uridine editing; mitochondrial mRNA modification.
UUUUGUACACCCAAGGUCUUAAACCCGAUGGACUGACAAAUUUGAUAGCUCGCUGGUCGGCGAUAUUCUGGUGACGAAUGGCGCACUUUGUCCGGCGCAUCUUAGCAUCUUCCCUCAUUCGAGCUCUCUCUCAUUCUUCGUCUUCUCGUACAACUGUUUGUCGCUCUCGUUUCCCACUGGCCUUGCUCGCCGCCAGACAAGCCCUUCUGGUUCCAAAUCGAUUAAAAACUUCCGGGUCGGGUUACUCGCCCUUGAACGACCCGUCGCCGAACUGGAGCAACCGCCCUCCUAAAGAGACGAUUCUUCUCGAUGGCUGCGACUACGAGCACUGGCUCAUUGUCAUGGAGUUUCCCGAUAAUCCCAAACCCACUGACGAGGAAAUGAUCAACGCAUAUGUCAAAACCCUAGCCCAGGUCGUAGGAAGUGAGGAGGAGGCCAAAAAGAAAAUAUACUCAGUUUCUACUGCCACGUAUACUGGUUUUGGUGCCCUGAUUUCCGAAGAGCUUUCUUACAAGGUUAAAGGAUUACCUGGUGUUCUUUGGGUGUUGCCGGAUUCAUAUAUUGAUGUUCCCAACAAAGAUUAUGGAGGUGAUUUAUUUAUUGACGGGAAAGUAAUCCCUCGGCCACAGUACAGAUAUAGUGAAAGGCAAACAACAAGGAACAGGCCUCGGCCGAGGUAUGAUCGGCGCAGGGAAACAAUGCGGGUUGAUAGGAGAGAGCCUGCCCAUUUACAGAAUCUGAGCCAAGGUCAGGGAGUACCCCUGCAGCAAUCAAGCCCAAUGGAUAGCCAAAACUCAGCAUCAAGUGGAGCAACCCAAGCAAAUCUGAACAAUAGCUGAGUAGCAAUGCUUGAGAAAUUUCUAUACAUGUGAAACAAGUUCGCUAGUCUGAGAAAGCUAAGGUUUGAGUUCACUGGACAUUCAUUUAGUGAUGAUAUUUGGCGGCAUGAUAAAGAAAAAAUUAUAUGUACUCGGAAGAUUGAUUCAAGUACAAAACGUGGACGUAAAGGCUUAUCAGUUUUGUUUUGAUAUGCAAUUCAGAUAUCUGACAAUUAUAAUUGAUAGCAGUAGAAUGAGAAUGAAAUGCAGACAGUUCUUUUGAUUCA